Pocillopora verrucosa is the source of this 1484-nucleotide messenger RNA. RefSeq names its product furin-like protease 2. The record is from RefSeq and is a predicted model, not a curated record. NCBI's taxonomy places the organism in Eukaryota, Metazoa, Cnidaria, Anthozoa, Scleractinia, Pocilloporidae.
AUCUUCAGUGCAGAGGCAGGGAGGUUACGCAGUUCAAAAAAUCAUAUCUUUUAAAGACAAAGAGGGCAAAGAACCAACACCGCCAACAUGGAAAGAAGGGCUCUUCUUAUAUGUCUCCUCUGGGCCAGUUUCUUUGCAAAAAGACCAGUAGCAGCUAUGGAAAACAUGAAAAGUGAGUCCAGAGAAACACACCUGCCUUCUUUGCUCUUGAACAAUCAAGUUUGCAGUGUAAACGUUCCAAAUUGUGCCUCGUGUCUCGACCAUAGAACAUGCCAUAGAUGCCAGGAUGGCUUUACUUUGCUUGAAAGUUAUUGGGGUGCAAGCUGUGUAGAAAGCUGUCCAGACGACUUCACUGCGAUACAGACUGAGGACAACGGUGUCAUCUGUAGAACUACUGAAGGAUGCAGUAGGAUACCGCAUUGUUCCCAGUGUGAGGAGCAGUUCGAUGAUAUCUGCGACAGAUGUGAAGACGGGUAUCUACUUAUGCAGCAAGGGACUGGUGCCAAGGUUCAAUGCGUGGCUUCUUGUCCCGCGGGUUUCGUGAAACACGGGACCAAAUGCAGGCCAGAAAUGUGCGAAGACUUCUUUUGUUCUCGUUGUAAAGAUGGUUGGGUUCUACAGUACAAACAAGGAACAAAGUGUCUGUCCAACUGUCCAUCAGGGUUCUUCAGAAAAGAAGACAUGUACAGCGGUCAGCCUUACUGUGAAAUGUGCAGGGCGAAUUGCAAAAGUUGUCAAGAUUCUUACAAUUGUGAUGUUUGUGAAAGUGACUUUUACCUUAUCAAGGAUGUGUUUUCCAAGUGCUUACUUAGUUGUCCAGCUGGAUUUCUUGCUGCUUAUAGUUUGGAGUCUGGUAAUGUGUGCAACAAAGACACACGUGGUUGCUUGGACGAAACUUGUUCGCACUGCCAGGAUGGUUGGUACCGAGUUCGUAUCAGGAGAGACUUUCAUUGUCGACAAAAAUGUCCUACAGGAUAUUUUGAGAUUAUGAGAGAGGGGAAACCAAAGCUUUGUGGACGGUGCCCGUAUAACUGUCAGAAAUGCCUUAGUCGCCGAGAAUGUAAGCAGUGUAAGGAGGGCCUUUUCAGUGUUGUGCGAGGUGGCAGACUGUAUUGCGUUUGGCAUUGUCCUCGAGGAUACAUUCCUCUGGAAGAUGAUGGGAAAUCAUGUGUGAGGGCAAAUGACGAUAUUUCUGGACGCUUAUAAGCUGAAGGAUUAAACAGUUUCAGUUAUCACAUGCAUAGGAAUUGUGGAACAACCUCCGUCUCUUUAUUUGAAGAUUUCAUAAAUGUAAAAAACGUUCUGCGAUAGUUGGCUGUUUGGUUUUCUUACUGUUUUUAUGUAACUCUUAAACAAACUUUUCACCCAGUUUGCCUCACGUUGAAAAGACACUAUUACAUCAAAUGUUAAUCGUCAUGUGUUAACUGCUGUACUGCUUAUCUUUGUCACACGAUGAAUCAAAUAAUUAAGAGUAACUACUUGAA